Ilyonectria robusta is the source of this 1467-nucleotide messenger RNA. RefSeq lists its product as uncharacterized. The transcript is spliced from 2 exons. NCBI's taxonomy places the organism in Eukaryota, Fungi, Ascomycota, Sordariomycetes, Hypocreales, Nectriaceae. Bases 1 to 1467 code for a protein of 488 amino acids. The record is from RefSeq and is a predicted model, not a curated record.
AUGGUCAUCACUCAUCGAAGUCGUGCCGUGGGUGCGGUUCCAGCUGAGAUUUGGUCCCACAUCUGCUCGUUUCCCCACGUCGAGGAAUACGACCAGUAUGGGUUUUGCCAUAAAGCGCACCCCCGCCAAGAGGGCAGCGUCUAUAGCGACGAGCUCCUUCAAUUACUGGUCCAAAAUGAUCCAGGUCUUACUUCAAUACUGCUCACAGGGUCUCCUCGACGGGAUCCUUUCCCCGAUUACAGCAGCGUCGUCGGCGAGUUCCAAAGAUUUUACCCAGACGCCACCCCAAACCCCAAACGAGAUCUGUACAGCUUUCGCCUCGUCUGCAAGCAGUUCUCCGUCAUAGCAACGCCCUUUACGCACCAGCAUUUCUGCUUCUUCCUUACAAAGAAGCAUCUGCAGAAACUAGACAAUGAUAAAGUGCUUGAGGGGGGCUACAACUACGGUCAUGACACAUGGAUGAGUCCCCAGGACCUCAUGGAGCCCGUGGUUGACCUAUCUCUUGAACCAGCCGACUACGCACAACAUUGCAGGAUCCACAAGGAGCAGCAUGAAUUGAAACGCGACAACGAAGACGUCAAGUGCUUCGUAAACGUCUUCCCUCGAUUUGAGCGGCUUCAAGCCAUUGACGUGCUCUGUGGACCCCGGCUGCUCAAGCGUAAUCGAGUCAGGGGUCUAGAAUUUAACCACAUGAAUCUCCGCGAGGCGAGCUUGGGCAUCAGGGCUCUGGAGACGGUCCUGUCAGCCCUGGUUGAUGCGAGGAUCAGGCUCAAGUGUUUCGAAGCUGGCGUAUUUGACUGCAGAUUUUUCGACCGACACCGCAAAGAGCUAGAUCGGUUGUUUCUUCCCUUGCGUCAUUUGCAGUGCCUGGAACUAGUCAUGAGUGGUCAGAGGGCUUACCGGUUCGAUACCCAGGCCGUGGCGAGAACGGGUGUGAUCCGGGAGCUACUUGAGCCUAUGAAAGAGCUGCGCAGCUUGGUGAUUAAGCUACCUCCUAUGUACUUCAGCAUGGAUAGUGUUACGGCUCGGCUGUCCGAUGUCAUCCCACCGUUCAAGUGGGAACACCUGAUACGGUUAUCGUUGAGUGAUGUUGAGUGCACGAGUGAAGACUUAUUGUUAGUCUUGCUGCGCCACAAAGAUACUCUUCGGAAGCUAUGCCUGGGCCGGACAGUCCUCCGUUCUCCUUCAUGGGAGUCUGUUCUUCGCACCAUUCGGCAGGACAUGCGCCUGGAAACAGCCUGCUUGUGCAGCGAUCUCUAUGAGAUUGUUCCUAUCGACGAUGACGGCGGGCAUAUUCGGAACUACUGGACGGCCAGAUACAGUGACGAGCAUCAUACGCUGGAACAUAAGGAGGGCAAAUACGUGUUGGUUUUUAACCUCAAUGGAUACUGCUGUGGGCGUGGAUCAGAUGACGAGAUCCUCACUAGAGAGAACGCCGCCAUUUACGGCUUUCAUGUACGACAGUAA